ACUCGUACACACACACACACACACACACACAAGACAGUUGUACAGUAACUAAGAGAGUACAAAAAAUCACAUGUAGUGAGGGGAUGACAAGUCCCAGGUGUGUGAAGAGAAAGUAAAUAGAAGAAACUGGUUCAGCAAGUAAACCAGCAUUAAACAACUGUUGUGGACUGCUAACGUGCUGAAGUGAUGUGGUAAAUAUUUAAUCAAACUGAAGAUUCCAACCUUCUCAAGCUACAAAUCGAGACACGAGAGAGAGUUUGCACUGUGGUGACACAAUGACAUCACCCAGGAGAACCUGGACGUUCUCCUCUAUGCGUUCAAAGACUAGAUCGUCACCGGAUGACGGGGAAAAUUAUUUCAGAAGAAGAUUAUUUUCUUCAUUUAGAAGUGAUCGACGUGAACAAAGAUUUCAAGAACAUGAAGAGGACAUAGAUAAGAGAAGAGCUUUCUCAGAUGGAGAAAUUGAGACCAACAAAGGUGUCUUUCUUCCAGGUGAAGAUCAACAAGACAUGGGAGCCAUGAAGAGGUUCAGUACCUUAUUUUCAUCCUUCCGGGGGAAAAUCAGCAAAGAAAGAACUGGUAUGGAACAAGAUCUACCUGCAAGCACAGAGCUUUCCCCUAUAGAAGAAAAGGAAAAGGAGCAGCGAUAUGCUAGUGGGUUUUUCUUUGAAUAUCUGGUGGUGGUUCGACCUAAGAAGACCAAAGAUGGGAUAUACGAGCCACAGAUCAUCUAUCAGUUCCCCAAGAAGGAUGGAAUGGUGCGAAUUCAGAAGGAGGAGGAAGAGAAGACGUUAAAGGCGCUCACACUCUUUUGCUUCCCAGAGGGUGUAAACUGGGCGCCCUUAACAGAAUAUUCCAGUGAAACAUUCUCUUUCGUGCUUACAGAUGUUGAUGGAACGAGGAAGAAUGGAUACUGUAGGAGGCUUUUGCCUGAUGGGAAUGGAGCUCGUCUACCUGAAGCCUACUGUAUCAUCAGUAAUUUAGCCUGUUUUGGACUCUUUUCCAAGAUCUUUGAUGAGGUGGAACAGCGCAGAAAAUACUCUAUGGCGAUGAUUUACCCAUUUAUGCAGAGCCUGAGGGAGUCUCCGUUUCCUGCUCCUGGACACACUGUUAAUAUCAAAAGUUUUAUUCCAGAAAGAGGCACUGAGAUCAUCAGUUUGACUCGUCCAACAGACUCCUGGCUGGAGCACGUAGAUUUCCGCACAUUGUUCAAAUGCCUGACAGAUGAGGAGGUGCUCCAGGUGUUUGCUGCUACUGUACUCGAGCGGAGGAUCAUCUUCAUCGCUGACGAGCUUGGGACGUUGUCUCAGGUGAUCCACGCAGUGGCUGUUCUCCUGUAUCCAUUCAUCUGGCAGCACACACUAAUCUCCAUCGUUCCUGAGAUCCUUAUCGACGUCGUCAUGGCCCCCACACCGUACCUGCUGGGUGUUCAGAAAAGUCUUGCGGAUCAGGCCACUGACCAGAGCGAGCUGCUUGUUGUUGACUUGUCAGAAGGCAGGAAGGAGACAUUUAUCAAGUGUAUGGGAGAUGAGGACACAAUAUUACCUCACAAACUCAAAGAAGAAAUCAAGCAGGCCCUCAGUGCCAAAAAUGAGAAAUCAAGUCUGGAGGAGUUGAACCGGGUGGUCCCAGAAGCUUUCUUACCAUUUUUUAUCAAUACUGUCGGCCACUUCGCUAAGUAUAUCGUGCGGAAUGGCAAAGACCAGCAGGGCGAGUUCAAGCGAACAAAUUUCUGUAAAGCAAUAGAAUCCAAGAGCACACGACGGUUUGUGAAAACAUUUGUACAGACACAGAUGUUCGACCUCUUCAUUCAGGAAAUGGAACAGAGACCCGCCUCUCAGGACGGCACAGGGCUCUUUGACAGAAAGAUUGUUGAAUACCAGAAAAGGAUGAAGGAGAAAGCCAAGAAAAACUAGUGGAAGUAUUCACCAAGGUAGCUGGUUGUAAAUGAAGUUGUGUGAAAUAAAUCAGUCAGUCAGUAGUAAAUAAUUAUAAGGAAUGUAGAUAGAAUUAAAUGUCAGAUCAUUUUUUAUUUAUGUUGUCAUGUGUUAGUCAUACUUUAAAAGCUGUUUGUCAUUUGUGUUGUGUUGGGUGUUGUGGAUAACUGCUGUGAUAAGCUGCUGUAUUUAAUGCAUGAAAAGCUUGUUUGAGCUUGACCUGAAGGUUCAAUGUGACAGAAACUGAGCCAGUGAAUACGUGCAGAAUUGAAAAACAUAUUUUUUUCAAUGAAAACAAAAUAGUGAAUAAAAAAUAAAAAAUAUUUAAAAAAAACACUUCAUCUCCACAUUUCACAAAUAUAUUAAACCAAACUUGCCUACAUUAAUUAACCUACUGUAUGUAUUUUUCCUUCGAAUCAAAUUUUGCUAUAUUAAACCAGUGUAUUUCCAUGAAA
Carassius auratus (goldfish) is the source of this 2392-nucleotide messenger RNA. Its product is annotated as DENN domain-containing protein 2D-like. Gene Ontology annotation, cellular component: nucleoplasm; cytosol. The record is from RefSeq and is a predicted model, not a curated record. The coding region runs from base 276 to 1916 and encodes 546 amino acids. The transcript has 16 exons. NCBI's taxonomy places the organism in Eukaryota, Metazoa, Chordata, Actinopteri, Cypriniformes, Cyprinidae.